Molecule: messenger RNA, 678 nt
Organism: Lathyrus oleraceus (garden pea)
Lineage: Eukaryota; Viridiplantae; Streptophyta; Magnoliopsida; Fabales; Fabaceae
Product: DNA polymerase delta small subunit
Exons: 8
Coding region: 13-678 (221 amino acids)
Biological process (GO): DNA strand elongation involved in DNA replication
Cellular component (GO): delta DNA polymerase complex
Source: RefSeq, a predicted model, not a curated record
UCCCGCCAAGCCAUGACAAUGGAGAGAGUGCAAUGCUCCUAUGAAUCUCUGGAUGAAACGUUCGAAAUUGGGAAAGAGAUGUAUCGUGGACAGCAAUACAGUCAAAUUUACUUCGCUCGUCUUCGCUUGAUGAGAACUCUCUUGUAUUCCCUUGUUUCCCAAUGGAAACCUAAUUCUCCUGUGUGCACGGUGUUGGGACUGGAAGAGGGCAAGGAGUGUGUUGUUGUUGGGACACUGUUUAAAAACAUGAAAUUGAAACCUUGCAUACUUGAUGAGUAUUCUAAAGAGAGAUCGGUUGUCCCGCUUGUCAAGCCGCAUAACUUUGUGGACAAAGAUGAUUAUCUUGUUUUGGAAGAUGAAAGUGGAAGAGUUAAGCUUGGUGGGAAUAUUAUUGUACCAUCUGUCUAUGUAACAGAUAUGCAUAAUCGAAUGAGGGAGCUCUACGAUUGGAACGAUGUUGCCAAAAGGACUGAAAUUGUGUAUGACCGUGCUUUGAAGUGUUCCAAUCAAAAUCUAUUAGAGCGUCUCUCACGAUAUCUCGUAUGUGGAGUGUGGGCAGGGAAGCUGUUUUGCUUGGUUAUGAUUGUUGGUUAUCUGUUUUGGCAGCUAUUGGAAAUAUGGCAGCCUGCAGAUGAUAUUGGCAACCAUGAAGACGAGAUAUUGGAAAAUGCACAAUGA